This is a messenger RNA of Rodentolepis nana, 585 nucleotides long. Lineage: Eukaryota; Metazoa; Platyhelminthes; Cestoda; Cyclophyllidea; Hymenolepididae. The record is from the annotation of a GenBank genome assembly.
AUGUUUUCCAAUCUCUGUUUAUAUUCGCAGGUUUUGAAGCAUCUGGUGGACUUGCAGAAGUUCAACGAUCUUAAAGCUUUGGAUUUGAGUUUCACGCCGUCACUGAGUGAAAACACUAUGAUGAAUUUCCUGCAGACAUACGGACCGCAGCUUCGUGGUCUCAUGCUGCAAGGCAAACCCACUCUGGCUGAAUACUUCUGGACUACUGUGAUCACCUUCUUGAAUAAUAUAGAAAUAUGUGUUCUGGGAUCACCGGACGGUUGGUUUUUCAAGUACAACACUCGUGUUCACGUUGAUCAAGUUCUACAUGCUUUCGCUCUCAACUGUCCCAAUUUGACGGCUCUGGAAAUUCAAUGGGAUCCUGAAACUCUUCGAUUUAGUGACAAAAGUCGAAAAUUCAUUGAUAGGCUUAGAUUGAAAUGCUGGCGGCUUAAAUCACUAACUCUCUGUGAUGGUAAAUACUACGAAUUGGUGAAGGGCAACUUUGAGCGAGCAGAGAGACCACGAGUGGUACGGACUACCAACUCCUAUACCACCUCCAUUGUCUCACUUCUCAGCCGAUACAAGGAUUUGCAAUUCAAUUAA